Messenger RNA from Lepus europaeus (European hare), 930 nucleotides. RefSeq names its product olfactory receptor 7A5-like. The coding region runs from base 1 to 930 and encodes 309 amino acids. Lineage: Eukaryota; Metazoa; Chordata; Mammalia; Lagomorpha; Leporidae. The record is from RefSeq and is a predicted model, not a curated record. Gene Ontology annotation, molecular function: G protein-coupled receptor activity; olfactory receptor activity. Gene Ontology annotation, cellular component: membrane. The transcript has a single exon. Gene Ontology annotation, biological process: G protein-coupled receptor signaling pathway.
AUGGAACGAAGCAAUGGAACACAGCUCUCAGAAUUCCUUCUACUGGGAUUCUCAGAGGACCCAGCACUGCAGCCCCUCAUAUUUGAUCUCUUCCUCACCAUGUACCUGGUCACUGUGGCUGGGAACCUGCUCAUCAUCCUGGCUAUCCUCUCAGACCCCCACCUCCACACGCCCAUGUACUUCUUCCUCUCCAACCUGUCCUUGGUGGACAUCUGCUUCACCUCCACCACCGUCCCCAAGAUGCUGGUGAACCUCCAGAUGCAGAGCAAAGCCAUCAGCUAUGCAGGCUGCAUCACCCAGAUGUUCUUCUUCAUGCUAUUUGCAGAAAUGGACAAUUUUAUCCUGGCUGUUAUGGCCUAUGAUAGAUUUGUGGCCAUCUGUCACCCUCUGCACUACAUGGUAAUCAUGAACCCCCAGCUCUGUGUGCAGCUGGUCCUGGUGUGCUGGAGCAUCAGUGUCCUGCAUGCCUUGUUGCACAGCCUCCUGGUGCUGCAGCUGUCCUUCUGUGUACCCCUGGAAAUCCCCCAUUUCUUCUGUGAAUUGAAUCAGGUGAUCCACAGUGCCUGCUCUGACACCUUUCUUAACAAUGUGGUCAUGUAUUUUACAGUUACGCUGUUGGGUGGAGGUCCCCUGGCUGGGAUCCUUUACUCCUACUCUAAGAUCGUCUCCUCCAUCUGUGCAAUUUCUUCUGAUCAGGGGAAGAAUAAGGCAUUUUCCACCUGUGCCUCUCACCUCUCUGUCGUCUGCUUAUUUUAUUGCACAGGACUCGCUGUGUACUUCAGUUAUCCUAUUACCCAAAACCCACAAUCAAAUGCAAGGGCUUCAGUGAUGUACACUGUGGUCACCCCCAUGCUGAACCCCUUCAUUUACAGUCUGAGGAAUGAAGACAUAAAGAGGGCCCUGAAGAGGUCUCUAGGAGAGAAAUCAUAA